Syngnathoides biaculeatus (alligator pipefish) is the source of this 7067-nucleotide messenger RNA. It is a transcript of the gene nlgn2b, whose product is annotated as neuroligin 2b. NCBI's taxonomy places the organism in Eukaryota, Metazoa, Chordata, Actinopteri, Syngnathiformes, Syngnathidae. The transcript has 9 exons. Gene Ontology annotation, cellular component: synapse; cell surface; postsynaptic specialization membrane. The record is from RefSeq and is a predicted model, not a curated record. The coding region runs from base 505 to 3147 and encodes 880 amino acids. Gene Ontology annotation, molecular function: signaling receptor activity; neurexin family protein binding. Gene Ontology annotation, biological process: modulation of chemical synaptic transmission; postsynaptic membrane assembly; synaptic vesicle endocytosis.
UGAACCAGAUCCGCGUGUUGUGCGAGAGGAAAGAGAGGAGGCGGAGGGGGAAGAAGAGGCUGCUGUGCUUUUUUUUUUUUUCUUUUUUUUUUUGGGUGGUGGGGGGUGGAAACGCCGGACGGAACCCGGGAAGGUGUACUGGUGUGCGAAUGCCCGCAACUCUCCUGAGAAAUAAUCGCGUCCACGCAAGAAAUGGCCUAGUUACAAACGCCAGAGGAUACGAAAAAGGACUUUUUUUCCUCCCACCCCCCCACCUCGGAAAGGGGCCGCCGCUGUCUUCUGAAGGUGCGAUUGCCUUCCUGACCGCUGCGUUGGACCCAUCAAGAGAUCCAAAGAGGAAGACGGACGAGCCUGCGGGCUCAAACUGAGAAUGCUACCAAAACAACCGCAGCACCGUUCCGCUCGAGGAAAACUAUUAACCUGUCCCUUUACAAAGAUCCCCUUCUUUCCGAGCUCUCCCUUAUGACUGUCAAUCUGUGAUCGUCAAGCCGAUGUUUUAUUGAGAUGACCGAAGGAGCUUUUAUUUUGGACAUGUUGUUUUUUCCUCUCAAUGCUGCCAGCCACCAAGGCUUUGGUGGCAAUCGUCAACGUAGCCCUCAACAGAACGCUAAGCCCUGUCUGGUUUGGCUCUUGUGGCUGGUCCUACACCUGACCCUCUCCUCGUGUCAACGAGUGGACAAAAACCCCGUCGUAUCCACCGGCUAUGGAAAAAUCCGUGGUAUCAGAAGAGAGCUCAACAAUGAGAUCUUGGGUCCUGUGGAACAAUACUUGGGAGUACCCUACGCCACCGCGCCCGUCGGGGAGCGCCGUUUCCAGCCGCCGGAGGCUCCGGGCUCCUGGCAGGAGAUCCGUAACGCCACCCACUUUGCCCCCGUGUGUCCCCAAAACGUUCACGGGGUCUUACCCGAAAUCAUGCUGCCUGUAUGGUUCACAGACAAUCUGGACGCUGCAGCCACCUACGUUCAGAACCAGAGCGAGGACUGCCUCUACCUCAACAUCUACGUACCGACAGAGGACGGCCCGCUCACGAAAAAACUGGACGAAUCGACGUCGAACCGGCCAAGGGAUGAAGAUAUCCGCGAUCGCCGCAAGAAGCCGGUGAUGCUGUUCAUCCACGGCGGCUCCUACAUGGAAGGCUCGGGGAACAUGUUUGACGGCAGCGUCCUCGCGGCAUACGGAAACGUCAUCGUGGUCACCAUGAACUAUCGACUGGGCGUGCUCGGCUUUCUGAGCACGGGGGACCAGUCUUCCAAGGGGAACUACGGUUUGCUGGAUCAGAUCCAGGCGCUGCGCUGGCUCAAUGAAAAUAUCGGCCACUUCGGAGGGGACCCGGAGAGGAUCACCAUCUUUGGCUCGGGGGCCGGAGCUACCUGCGUGAACCUUCUCAUCCUGUCUCACCACUCUGAAGGUUUGUUUCAGAGGGCCAUUGCUCAGAGCGGCUCCGCCAUUUCCAGCUGGUCGGUCAACUACCGACCGGUCAUGUACACCAAGAUUCUCGCCAAAAAGGUCGGCUGCACUCUGGGGGAUAUGGCCGACUUGGUGGCCUGUCUGAGGAGGAAGAGUUUCCGGGAGCUGGUGGACCAGGACAUCCAGCCCGCACGCUAUCACAUCGCAUUUGGGCCCGUCGUGGACGGCGACGUGGUGCCCGAUGACCCCGAGAUUCUCAUGCGGCAGGGUGAGUUCCUGAACUACGACAUCUUGCUGGGCGUGAACCAAGGAGAAGGCCUGAAGUUCGUGGACGACAGCGAAGGAGAAGACGGGAUAUCGGCACCCUCGUUCGACUACACCAUCUCCAACUUUGUUGACAACCUUUAUGGGUACCCUGAUGGUAAAGAUAUACUGAGGGAAACCAUCAAGUUUAUGUAUACAGACUGGGCCGACCGCGACAACAGCGACAUGCGUCGGAAGACCCUGUUGGCGCUCUUCACGGACCACCAGUGGGUGGCUCCGGCUGUGGCCACCGCCAAAUUGCACGCAGAUUUCCAGUCGCCCGUCUUCUUCUACACGUUCCACCACCACUGUCAGACCGAGGCCAGGCCCGACUGGGCCGACGCGGCCCACGGAGACGAGAUCCCGUACGUGUUCGGCAUCCCCAUGGUCGGAGCCACCGACUUAUUCCCGUGUAACUUCUCCAAGAACGACGUCAUGCUCAGCGCCGUGGUCAUGACGUACUGGACCAACUUUGCCAAAACAGGUGACCCGAACUUCCCAGUCCCCCAGGACACCACGUUCAUCCACACCAAGCCGAACCGUUUCGAGGAAGUCAUCUGGACCAAGUUCAGCUCCAAAGACAAGCAGUACCUGCACAUCGGCCUCAAGCCACGCGUCAGAGACAACUACCGGGCCAACAAGGUGGCCUUCUGGCUGGAGCUGGUGCCGCACCUCGACAGCCUCCACAAGGAGAUCCCCAGCUCCAUCACACCGCGAGUCCCGCCUGGGGAGAACCCCCGCGGUAAGGAUAACCACAACUCCGGCACCCACUCCACGCCGCACCCAGUAAUCUCCAACUACCCGCCCGACCCGGACGGUUCCGAGAGACCCCGCAACACUCCCUUCCCUCCCGAGACCAGGGACUAUUCCACUGAGCUGAGCGUGACGGUGGCGGUGGGCGCGUCUCUGCUUUUCCUCAACGUGCUGGCCUUCGCCGCCCUUUACUACAAACGCGACAAGCGCCACGAACUCAUGCAGAGGCGUCACCGCCGCCUGUCCCCGCAACGCGGCGCCACCAUGGGCAUGGGCAUGGGAAUGGGCAUGGGCAUGGGCGUCGGCCUGGGGGUGGUCGGGGCCCCGCCGCACAACGACCUGGCCCUGAGCCAGGAAGAGGAGCUGAUGUCGCUGCAGAUGAAGCAGCAAAGGGUGGAGCUGGAGCACGGCACGCCUCUCCCUUCCCGCGGCAUCCACGGCGACCUGGAACCUUUGCGGCCCUCGGUGUGCCCGCCCGACUACACGCUGGCACUGCGGCGGGCGCCGGAGGAUGUGCCGCUCAUGACGGCCAACACCAUCACCAUGAUCCCCAGCACCAUCAGCAGUAUGCAGCCCCUCCACCCUUUCAACACGUACCCGCCCGUCCCCGCCCCGUCCACCACGCCCGUCCCCAGCCACAGCAACAAUGCCUUGCCGCACCAACACUCCACUACUCGCGUAUAGGACCCGGCGCGCGCCCAUGCAUCGUCACCCUCAUCACCUUCUACCGGUCUUUACUCGGCGUUUCUCGUGAAGCCCUGAAAUAAAGCUGCAGUUUGUAAGAUUUUAAGCAGUGACAAAUACCUCUCGAAACCUCGAAAGACCCGUUGUGCGUCCAAUUCUUAUUCUUCCGCUUGGUUUUCCGCACUCGCAAGACCACGGGCCUCGUCAAACUACCGAGCUCGAGCUUCCUCAAAGUACAAAAUGUUCAGCUGCUCAUUUUCGUUUGCCCUCGUUUGGUCCCGGAAUGUUCUUUUUUUAGUCAGAAACUCAAAGGUGAACGAAGGACGCGAAAAGCCAUCGCAUUGGAGCACUGAGCCGGCGUCCAAUCAAACUGCUCCGACGUCGAGCGCCUUUCACGGUCGUUUGGACGUGCAGUGAUGUGUCGACGAGGGUUACGGACCUCGAUUCAUUUCUUUCGUUUGAGUUCGUCUGCUAAUUACGAGCACAGCUCAUAACGAACACUUUCCCGGCGCGUUCUCACGAAAUCAAAGAACAGAAUAGAAGGUUCGUUUUAUUCUCGAAGGUCGGACAAAGGUAAGAUCGAUGGAAAUCGCCGCGAGGCCAAGGCAAAAUCUGAUCGUCUCACCGCACCGAGAGAGUGCCCGGAAAGGUAUUCGGGGAUUGCUCGGAUGCCGGCGUUCCGGCCCUCAAUUCUUGAUCUUCAUACUUUGCAAAUUCAGAUCGGCGUUUGCGUUGUAAGUAGCUUCUCUUUUAGAUCAAUUAUCGUAAUAGCGUCGCCAUUUCCCAGUGUGCUAUUUCGACCAAAAACACAACAUCAGGUUCCAUGAGUGAUUUUUUUUUUUUUUUUCCCCCACAAUAUAAGACAAAAAUUGUCACGGCGUCGUCGAAGGUUCCAAGAAUACUCGGUCUACUUGUGAGGUUCCGAGCUAAAUAUGGCGUCGUCAAUCGUUUGUGAGCGCUCACAAGAAUUCCUUCGGUUUCUCUAAGCUCUGCCGGAACCAGUACGGCCCAAACGUUGCGUCCGUCGCGCGCCGGCGGUUUCUUGAAAAUUUACAAAUUGCAGCUUUGAGGCCCAAUCUGGAAGUGAGACUCGGUCCUGCGCGUCCAACGAAAUUCUUCGCUUUUUGUCAGGGCUGAGACGAGAAAGAUGCAAAUUUACAUUGGCUUUAAAAUUGGAUUUUCUACCUCAGUCUUGGAUGUUUUUUGUUUUUUAUUUGCGGGUGGCGGCGGCAGGGUGGGGGGGGGGUGCAUUUCCAGAUUGGGACUUCAACUUUUUGGGCGGUGCAUGUUAACUCUGCGGGACGCGACCUGGAAUUCGGGCUGCACAUUAUUCUCAUGGCAUCUCAUCCCCAGUGGGCUCCGCUCAUGUCCAUUUGUUUAUUUGUUCGUCUCUAAUUGCGUAUGUCUCGACACCGCUGACCCAUUCCCCCUUUUUUUGGUUUCUCUGUCGCCCACACCCCACUUUCAUCACUUUCAUUUGAUCAACCCAUUAACGUAAUGGGUCUCUCCUCUUUCAUCUCAUCAAGACUCGUUUUCCCUUUUGGAGUCUUUUAUACAAAAAUAAAUAAAAAAAAAACCACACACAAAUGUAAAUGAUGUAUUAUUAAUAAAUUGUAAGGAUAUGGAUGGGGUAGAGGGGGGGAAAGAUAUUCUGAUAUCUCAUUUUUACCAGCAUUCUUGGUGCCAAGUACUGUGAUAAAGUUCCUCUCUCGCUGGCAUCCAGUGGACUGCCUGAAGAGGUCCACCCUGACCGGAUCUUAACCGAAGGAAUUCCCAUCAUAAAAGUGCCAACCUUUUUCGCUUUUUUUUUAUUUUUUAUUAUUAUUUUUUUUUGACAAACACACGCGCAAACAACCGUGCCAGAAAAUCCUCUCCACUCUUCCACUGUGGCUGCUCAUAGAUUCACUCCGUCCUCGUUGAAGAACCCAACGUGGAGUUUUCUCGACGACGUUGCAUGAUGUUUCUCUUUAAAAAUCUGGAUGAGAACAGAACAUUUAAUUUUUUAAUUUUUUUUUUAUUUUUUGGGGGGGAAUGAGUUUGCCUACAUGACUUCUUCAUCGAUUUUUUUUUUGGGGUGAAAUCCAUUAUUUCAAACUCAGCUGCACUUUGUGGUACUUCGAGAAAUAUUAAAGUAUUAAGAGAUGAAUAUUGUGUAAAACUAUAACAGAGAGUAAAUAUUUCCUCUUGAUUUUAUUUUUGGGUUUUUUUCCCCCCCCCAAUCCUAACACGGAGGCCUCCCCCCACGACUACAAAGACUGACCCCUCGGGCCUCUCUUUGCUUAUUUUGCUCCUCCUCUUCUCUUUUUUUUUUUUUUUGUCAACAAAUGUGACGUUUGCACAGUCGCCGCCUGUGAAUGACGUGAAGAAAACACCUCAUGUUACAGGAAGCAAAGUCAAAAAAAAAAGAAAAAAAAGAAACUUGACGUGCCGAUAGUCUACAUUAGGUUCGUGUAUGUGACCAAUAUUAGCCACGUGCUUUUGUGCGUGCGAAGACUGCCAAACACUUUUAUCUUCCUCACCUCUUUUGUUGCUUUCCUCAACCAAGCGGGAGAAUGAGAUCAACCUGUGAUGGUGAGAAGCUCGCAAAGUGCGUUUCACAUCACUUGCACAACUGAACAGUUCCGAAGGGGGGCGGGGGCGGGGGACAACAAACCCCCAGUGACAUUUAGACUGGACCGAAUAGCGAUUCCGUGAUGUGAUUUGGUGAAUUUAGCUUCUCGAAACAAUCGAUGCGCGGGGCGGGGAGGGGGAUGCAUUUUUAAAAAACCUGAUUUGAAAAAAGAAUGAGAAAAUAUUUCAUGUCAGGCAUUUACUGAUAGUACAAAAUUGAGGCGAGUGGGAUUCUCUCACUGCAUCCUGUGCGCUGAGGAUAAGAACGCACGGAAGGAAGCACAGGACUGCCAUUCCUUACAGGAUUUGAGAGGACACCCCCCCCCCACCACCAAAAAAAAAAAAAAAACAAAAAAAAAAACACACGGACAAAACUGUACAUCUUUUAAGUGUAAUAGGACAAACUGGAAUUUGUAAAUAUUAUUUGUCGUUUGGUUUUGAUUGACUAGCCCGAACUUUCCGUUUGUGACAACAGGUGCAAAGCUGAGAUGAUUUACAUGAUUUUUAGCUCUUGUGUAUGCUUAAUUUGUCUUUUCUUCUAGAGCUCUUGAGCAAAUAGCCACAAAAAGUUACGGGCGAAUGAGUACCCUACCUGAAAGGGGAGGGGGAAAAAAAUAAUCAUACAAAAGAAAAAGAACUGACGAGGUCAGGUCAAUAUAGGCAUCAGGUAAUCUUUCAUAGCGUGGUCAUAAAAACGGCACGUGACUUAUCGAAGGAGUUUCGCAGGGCUUUUGAAUGAGUCCUUUUGUCGGUCAAAGAGCCAAAGAACAGAUGAUGGAGAAGAAUCAGAAAUGAAAAGCAAGGGCAACGAUUUGAAACGUGCUCCCAACAAACCGUGGAACAUUUCCCGUGAUGCUGUUCGGUUUAACUGUUAGUGUCUCACAUUGUCUCGAAUUGUCAGACGGCAAAAUCCGUCGUCGGGAGAGUUGCGCGACCUUUUGAUGCCGGUCACAUUUAAGAAUCUCUUCACGGUGAUAGGUUCAGCUUAUCGUUUACAAUUUUCUCUGCACAACGUUCACGGGUCGCAGUCGAGGAGCUCGCGCCGCCCGCUCUUCUGAAACGACAUCGCAAAGAGAAGGAGAGACGAGGUCUGGAAAAGUCAUCGGGAAAUGGAAGCACACUCAUCAUGUUUACACUAAACGGUUUUGAUGUUGGCAUUUGGUUAAGGAGAAAAGGGGGGGGUGAAGGAUUAAAAAAAAAAAACGUGGCAAUGUAUUCUUAGUAGCCGACGCCAUUUUUUUUUUUUUUGUUGGACGCGUACGAAGAAGGCUUGCACCUGUUUGUCUCGUUCAUUCCGUCGGAUUCCGCAA